AUGAUUCACUCGUCGAGCAUCAAUACAUUUUGUAAAACUUGUGAGCAAUUAAUAUGUGCAGCUUGCAGUGUUCACUCUCACAAAGGACAUGAUUUAUAUUUGAUUGAUAGUAUUGAGAAGGAAGAACGAGAGCAAUUGAAUGAACAGUUACAUGAUCUGAAAAAGGAAAUUGUAGAGUUUGAAAAUGAACAUGCAUUGGAUGAUUCCAAUGUGAAUAAUGAAUUGGAAAUGAUUGAGGAAAUGAAUGUGAAAUUGAAACAACAAGGUCUCACUUUGUUUGAAAGCUUAAAAUCCAUGAUUGAAACGCAACAAGAAAAGCUGAAUCGAUCCAUCGAUGACAUGUGUGAAAAGCAUAAAUUUGUGGUGCUUCAAAUUGUUGAAUUGAAAGUGAAAUUAAUGACCAUGUUGAGCGAAUUUGAUCAAUUGGAACGAUUAAGUGGCCUUGAAAUGAUGGAACGGAAAAUUGUGACAUUCAAAAAAGUGUGCGAAUUAUUUGAAGAGUUGAAAAGCAGUUGCAAAUUUGGACACAUGAGUGAAUUACAUGGCUACGAAUUGGUAGACGCUACGAGUUCUUUAAAAAUCGUUGAGAAGGAAAUUGACAAGUUCAGUAAUAUUGUACACUCGAUCAAACCAAAAACAACACCACGUAAAUUAGAUUAUGUUUCAACUUUGGUGGACAGCAACACCACAUAUGCAACAAACAAUGAACCGUUGUCGAAUCCAUACGAUGUGAAACUUUCCUAUCCUUGUAAUUGUAUACUUGUGAGCGAUUAUUUCCAGAAUAGAAUCAUGGUCUUUGAUUUGGAGACGAAACAAUUCAAGACGACGAUCAAAACUAUUCCACGACCGCACUGUUUGUGCAUUGAAACAAAUUACAAUGCUCAGUUCAACGAUGCCUUACUUGUGGGUUGUAACGAUCGAUCGGUGUACAAAUAUGAUUUGAAAUCGCUCAUUGAAGCGAGUGUGAAUAAGAAGCAGCACCAUGCAUUGAUUUGGAAACAAUCUGAUCAGCUCGAAUAUCCUUCAGGAAUGGUGGUUGCUUACCAAUACUUUCGAAAUUUAUCAAGUCCAAAAUCUCCAGUGUCGACUCGACAGCAGGACACACUGAGAAUUGUCUACGUUUGUGACUACACUAAGAAUUGCAUUCAUCUCAUAAGACUACAAGAUGGAGAAAUUAUUUCUCGUUUUGGUUUGAAUGAUGGAAUUGUAUUGCAAGGUCCUUGGGGCAUUGACAUGAACGAGCUUGGAGAACUAAUUGUGGGAGAAACAGGUUCGAAUAGAAUUCAAUUUUUGAAACCAGACGGUAUGGGUUCAUGCGUCUCUGUGAAGAGCUUUGGACAAAAUGGAAAUGGAAAUGGUCAAUUUAAUUUCUUGAGAGGAAUUGUUUACGAUCGGGCGUGCAAGCAAAUUAUGACAUGUGAUUUCAGUGGAAGGAGAAUUCAAGUGUUUGACAGAAAUGGUGAAUAUCUCACGAGUUAUUACGACCAAAUUCAAGGUCCUUAUAACUUUUGCAUCAAUGAUCUCACACGAGAAGUGUUCAUUGCAGAUUAUUCAAAGAAGAGAAUCGUUGUUUUCAAAUAA
Molecule: messenger RNA, 1581 nt
Organism: Naegleria lovaniensis
Lineage: Eukaryota; Heterolobosea; Eutetramitea; Acrasida; Naegleriidae
Exons: 1
Coding region: 1-1581 (526 amino acids)
Molecular function (GO): zinc ion binding; protein binding
Source: RefSeq, a predicted model, not a curated record